AUGUCGCAACAACCUUUUCAACCCUGGCUAUGGAACUAUCAACAACAAGAGGAAUUAGUGCAACAACAGCAGCAACAACACCGUCAUCCUGCCGCAUCCACGACUUAUCAACCAAUGCAGCUGGAAUACAUUGAUGGCUCAAAUCAGCCGUCACAUUUAUUAUAUCAAGACUUUUAUCUGGCUAACCCGCAAAACGAAUUGCAAGCAGGACCACAGUCUCGACAAGACCAACCAUCGCUCAGUCUUUCACAAUUACCUACUGAUGUGUUUACAUUCGGUGGUCUGCCAACGUAUUCUAUUUCACAAUUGACAAACGAACAACAAACGCCGGUGUAUACAGACGGUUCCAAUCUGUCUAUGCAUGAACAACUAAUUACAGGUUCUAUUCAGCAACAGAACGACACUCUAUCUACUCUGCUUACGCAUCGGCAACAACGUCAACAACGGUGGUUGUCGCAGUAUCCGUAUUCUAGACAGCUUGAAGUACAAACACCAAACGAACUGUUUACGCCGAUGCAAUCUGAACAUCAAUUGGACCAACAUGGAAUUGUCCAAUCGAGCCAUUUGGAUUAUGUUCAGUCACAGGUCUAUUCACCAACAGAGAUUAUUCCCCGCCCGUCUCAGUCGCAAGCAAACAUUCAGCAAGUGUCUCUACAGCAAAGUAACUUUGAUCGAUUAGUAACCGGGUUUCCAGAUAAAUCUUCUCAGAUGGAAAUCGACGAGCGAUCUUCGCGAUCUCAAGUAAUCGGUCAGCGAGGCCCUA
Molecule: messenger RNA, 763 nt
Organism: Paraglomus brasilianum
Lineage: Eukaryota; Fungi; Glomeromycota; Glomeromycetes; Paraglomerales; Paraglomeraceae
Source: the annotation of a GenBank genome assembly